AUGAACUACCUAGAUGACAUCAAGAUUGUUGUGGAGGAGUUGCCUGGUGUGACACCUUCUGUGUCUGCUCUUGCUUCCUCUACUCCAACUGCGUCUGGGGGCUCUCAGACAAUGCCUGCGUCGCGAUCUGCGCUGAACAAACCUCCUAUGAAGAAAGGGGAUUCUUCCUCCAGGAAGGUGCCUGAGCCCUCUACCCGAUUGAAACAGGCGUCUGCGAAACGCCGGAAGCUUGACUUGGAUUUGUGUCCUGAUCCCCGUGCCUGGAUUGAAGAGCACUUCGGAUCUGCUUCAAUUCAUGACGCGGAGGUGUCUGGUCUGUACUCCCAGUUUCUUCAGUUGAGUGGAGAUAUGGAUGCGUGGAGGCAGGUGCCUGUUGAUGACAUUUUUGAUAAAUUUGAUGCUUCCUUGCUGCAUGUGGUUCAAGGCGUCUCCUUUCUGCGUCAGCAGAAUGAUCACCUGACGGAAAAGUAUGAACGAGAGCUUGCGUCUCUGCGACAAUCUGCGCAGGCGGAAACGCAGAAGCUGAAAAACUCUCUCCAGGUGGCUGUUGACAAAGGCAAAAUCCUGGAGCGAAAAGUUGCUGAUCGUGACGCUUCUCUGUUGGAGGUGCAACGGGUCCGUGAUAGGUUGCUGUCUGAGCAAAAAGAGAAUAGAAAAGAUGUGAAUGCCUACAUUUCUGGCUGUUUAACCGACUUCUGUGCUACUGCUGUCGGGGUGGUUCGUCAAGACUAUCCUGACUACGACAUUGGGAAGUUCUUAGCCAUUGACCUCCGUGCCUUGGGUCAGCGUGUCAUGGCGAAGACAGCUGCUAAGAAGAAGUUGCCUGUAGAUGCUUCUACGGAGAAGAGGGUUGCUUCUGCGCCUCUAACGCCGCGUUCAACGUCUGGGGCCACAUCAACUUCUGAUGAAGGAUUGGUAUUCGACAAGCCUCCUCUUUCUGAGACCGCGGCCCUUAAGAGCGCAGAUGAUGUUGAAAAGGAGGUUGCCGAAGAGCUCCCUACAGCUGACUCUUCUAUUUUGGUUGAGCGUCCUUCUGAAGUUAUUCCUGAAGAUGCCCUUGGCGUGGAUGAUGUUCCUGAGAAAAUGCUGUCUGCUGGAGAAGGAGAUGCUUCUGUCACAGAGACUGCACCUUCUGCGGAGGAAGUGGUGUAGGCAGUGAAGCCUUUCUUUUACAUACUUAUUCUGUUAAGCUAGCUUUCUUUUGUAAUUGCCUUUUGGACAAAAACUUCUUAGUUCUUUCUUUUUGGGGUACUUAUGUUUUAUUUGAACUGGCCCACUAUUUUUAGAACUGUUA
Molecule: messenger RNA, 1294 nt
Organism: Mercurialis annua (annual mercury)
Lineage: Eukaryota; Viridiplantae; Streptophyta; Magnoliopsida; Malpighiales; Euphorbiaceae
Exons: 2
Coding region: 1-1152 (383 amino acids)
Source: RefSeq, a predicted model, not a curated record